AUGCAGUUGCUCAGUGUCGAAGGAAGUGCUUUUUUGUUACUCACAGUUGCCUCUGGAGUGACUGCGCGAGAUUCUAGUUGUACCCUCCGAGACGAGCCGCUUGCUCGUCGUUUUUGUAUUUCUGCUGAAGAUAAAGCUGCUGUUAGUGAGGGGAGACGCGAUAGCCUGAGAGCGAUGCCAGCCCAGUAUUACGACGAAAGCGCUACACCCGUGUGCGACUUUGAUCCAGAUUUCAAGGAGUUGAGUUCUUGCUGCCCGGAUAAUGUGAUCAGCCAAUUUGUUACCACUGACACAGCAUACGAGCCGAAGGAUGUUGUCAACCCAAUUUGCACUGGAAAGAAUUGCCCGAAGAUAGACAUCAAGACUCUCGAGUUUUAUGCCUUUUACAAUUAUUGUGGACCAUUCAAUGAAUAA
Molecule: messenger RNA, 414 nt
Organism: Puccinia triticina
Lineage: Eukaryota; Fungi; Basidiomycota; Pucciniomycetes; Pucciniales; Pucciniaceae
Exons: 3
Coding region: 1-414 (137 amino acids)
Source: RefSeq, a predicted model, not a curated record